UUUAGUCGUAGGCUGAAUGUAGAUACGACCUUUGUGCUUGAAAAAUUAAAAACCUUUUCUAGUGCACAUUAUAAUCACAGCUUACUCCUCAUUCUUUCUUUCCUUUAUAUCUUGGGAAAAAUGGCUGAUAAUAAAUUAUAUGAGAUUUUGGGAGUUUCUAGAAGUGCUAGUGAAUCUGAAAUAAAACGAAGCUAUCAUAAGUUGGCAAAAGAAUUCCAUCCUGAUAAAAAUCCUGCUGCAGGAGAUAAAUUCAAAGAAAUUAGCUAUGCCUAUGAAGUCUUGUCGGACUCGAAAAAGAGGCAAAUUUACGACAAGUAUGGUUUGAAAGGCUUGCAGGAGGGUGGCCAGGGCGGCGGAUUCCCCCCUGAUGAUCUGUUUGGACACUUCUUCGGUGAUAUAUUCGGAAUGGGAGGCGGUAGCAGAGGUCGUGGUCCCGCUCGAGGUGAAGAUACCAUGCAUCCCCUUAAAGUUUCUUUAGAGGAUAUGUACAUGGGAAAAACUACUAAAUUACAACUAAGUAAAAAUGUGAUUUGCGGUCCCUGUAAAGGUAUUGGUGGAAAACCUGGGUCUGUCGUGACCUGUAAAGACUGUCAUGGACAGGGUAUCAAAGUGUCUUAUCAGCAAAUUGCACCACAUAUGACUCGUCAAUUUCAGUCUCGUUGUCCGACUUGCCAUGGCCAGGGUGAAACUAUUAACGAUAAAGAUAAAUGCCCAAAAUGCAAAGGUAAGAAAGUGUUAAAUGAAACCAAAAUCUUGGAGGUACACAUCGAGAAAGGAAUGUGUGAAAACCAAAAGAUUUUCUUUAGAGGAGAGGGUGAUCAACAGCCUGACACCCAGCCUGGAGAUGUGAUUAUUGUGCUGCAACAAAAGCCUCAUGAUAUUUUCCAGAGGACUGGUGAUGACCUGGUGAUCAAACAUGAAAUUACACUUACUGAGGCAUUGUGUGGUUUUGAAUUUGUUAUUAAGCAUUUAGAUGGCAGGGAUUUACUUGUUAGACACACACCAGGAGAAGUCAUCAAACCUGGAGACUUAAAAGGUAUUCAAGGAGAGGGGAUGCCUCAAUUUAAAAAUCCAUUUGAGAAAGGUAAUCUCUACAUAAAGUUUGAUGUUGUUUUCCCUGAAAAUAACUUUGCUACUGAAGAGCAGUUGAAACAAAUUGAAACUGUACUACCACCCCGCCCAGCAUUUGUAAUGCCUACUGGAGAAGACGUAGAGGAAGUUAAUCUGAUGGAAUACACAGCCAGUGAACGUGGAAGGGGACGAGAGGAAGCUUAUGCCAGUGAUGAUGAAGAACAUAUGCACACUGGGCCUGGAGUGCAGUGUGCCCACCAGUAGUUCAAUUGUCCACAUUAAUAUUAUGGAUUUUACUCAAACCUCACACUAUAUAAUUUUAUCAUAGGUUAUUAUAUAAAUUAAACUAAGUAGGUAUACACUAUACUGUUAUACUUAGUUCACAGAAUGCUAGAAUUAUUUGACUUUUGCGUGCAGUGUAUUGACUUUGGAGUAACUACAUAUAUUCCUCUGCCUUUUAUUAAAUUUGUUGCAGAAUUAAAGUUGUUAGCAAAAGUCACAAUGUUUGGUAUUGUGGGUAAUGUUUUAUGUAGUGUAAAUUGAUGCAGUUAAUUUUUCAUCAAAUUGACUGUAGGCUGGUAAGAUAUCCAAAAUAAAUACAAUUUGCAAUUAAUGUUCAGUUUAAAAAAAAAAAAACUGCCUGUGAUACCUCAUAGGUCUUAUUGCUAUUGGUGGUUUUAAAAUUGUGUUGUUAUUUUCAUUAAGAGCUAGUUAAUUUGAGUUGAGUUAGUUUGAGUAUGAGCUGUCUCAACUGCGCUAGUUGGCUCAAAUUCGGCACUAGAAUAGUAUUAAUCCACUUAUGGGUUAUUGGAUUCCAUAAUAAUAUGUAUUAUAUGAAAAAUAAAAUUUAGUGAUACCUUA
This is a messenger RNA of Helicoverpa zea (corn earworm), 1932 nucleotides long. It is a transcript of the gene DnaJ-1, whose product is annotated as dnaJ homolog subfamily A member 2-like. The transcript has 2 exons. Gene Ontology annotation, biological process: response to heat; protein refolding. The record is from RefSeq and is a predicted model, not a curated record. The coding region runs from base 121 to 1335 and encodes 404 amino acids. Gene Ontology annotation, cellular component: cytosol; cytoplasm. NCBI's taxonomy places the organism in Eukaryota, Metazoa, Arthropoda, Insecta, Lepidoptera, Noctuidae. Gene Ontology annotation, molecular function: ATP binding; Hsp70 protein binding.